Sphaeramia orbicularis (orbiculate cardinalfish) is the source of this 1563-nucleotide messenger RNA. RefSeq names its product zinc finger protein 40-like. Lineage: Eukaryota; Metazoa; Chordata; Actinopteri; Kurtiformes; Apogonidae. The coding region runs from base 50 to 1405 and encodes 451 amino acids. The record is from RefSeq and is a predicted model, not a curated record. The transcript is spliced from 5 exons.
GGUGGAAGUGCGCCCAUGUUUUAGAGGAAAACAACCUCUUGAGAUUUGGAUGUCUGAGCAGGGAUCAAAUGAGAAGUAUGGCGUGGUGCACAGUGGACGAGGAGGGAAGUGCCAGUGUGAGGAUAAGAAUACCAGCAUGCUGCAAAAAGACACCCACUACUCCGCAGAACCUCCUCCAUAUAAAUGCAGACACUGUAACAUUGCUUUCAAAGCCAAUGAAAGCACCACUGAACACAUGACAUCUAAGACAGUUAUAGAAAAGACCUGCUGUUACCCAGAUGACAUGCAUAAAGGAGUGAGUGAAAACUGUUCUGGCCCGGAUAGACUAAAAGAUUGUCAAUACGGUCAUCUGGGGAAAAGUGGGCAUGAUGAGGGUGAUGACAGAAAGCAUGGAGUCGUCAGAUCUGAUGAAGAAAAGGGACCGACGGCGGCCCAAAGCUCUCAGGUCUCCUCUUCUGACAGUGAACUUUGUGGUCCAGGAGGCCCGCUCGUGGAGCCGGAACGUAGUCUACCCACGGCCCUUCCCUCCAAGGAUACCAUCCAGAAGAGCUCGGCCAGCGCCAGGAGGGCCCUGUUUGCCCGACGACGCCUCGAACUCUCGGUGUCGACACCCUCCGGGAACUCUCCCAACUCUCCAAGUGUUCCACAAAGGGAACCGUCUCCACCUCGUAGCCAGUCGCCCAUGCUCGGCCAGUCUCCUGCUCCCCUCUCCUCCCUCUCCCCUUCCAGUUGUCAUGUCUCCACCUCCCCAGUGAGACCAGUUUCUCCUGUAAGGUGCCUUUCUCCUAUAAUAGUACAGUCCCCUGGAGUGGGGUCCUGUGGGCCACCAGGCUCCCAUGCAAACACUUCUGUUCAGUGUCAAGACUGUCCUCACCCAAAGGACCAACCUUCAACAGCAAGACUCUCCAUACAUGAGGUUGGUCUGACCCACACCGGCCCACAUCCACGGCCUCGGGGGGCCCACAACCUUCUGAGUCAUCUCCCUCUGCACUCGCAGCAGCCGAGCAGGUCUCCGAGCCUCCUAAUCCCCAUCGGGGGGAUCCACAUGAUUCAGCCCAGGUCCCCCCUCCGGCUGUACGCCCCCACGGGGACCGGGACGCCAUGGAGAGCAGAAGGAAGGAUUUCUCCGCCGCAGCGACAAGACAUUCAUAAAACGAGUUCUGUGAGCAUCUCAGCCAGCCCGCCGGACCCCGGUGACACCAGGAAGACGUCCGGGAGCAGCUGUUCGGUCGAGCUCCCGCACAGAAAGGGUCACAAACCCCCGAGCCCCCGACAGCCGCUGAGCGUUGGGACCGAGGUGAGGCCGUCACCUCCGAAGGUGAGCACAGAUGUUCCACAGAGGUGUGUUUACCCAGAGAGCAGCCAAGGCCAAAAAAAGGCUCCCCCCUCGCAGACCCAGCUCUGAUAGGAGGGAGAGUUUAAAGGGAUUGUGCAAAAAGUCCAAAAACCGGAGGUAUUCGUAUGAAAAUACUGCACUCUGGUUUAGAGACUGAGGACAAAAAGGCAAAGAGCACUUCUUCAGCACCGCUUCUGAAUGACGCUAUUAUGUAAUUAUAUGAAUAA